Molecule: messenger RNA, 1071 nt
Organism: Acanthosepion pharaonis
Lineage: Eukaryota; Metazoa; Mollusca; Cephalopoda; Sepiida; Sepiidae
Source: the annotation of a GenBank genome assembly
AUGCAUCUAUCUAUCUAUCUAUCUAUCUAUCUAUCUAUCUAUCUAUCUAUCUAUCUAUCUAUCUAUCUCAAUUUGUUCAUAUCUAUCUAUCUUGUUCUGUUCAUAUCUAUCUAUCUAUCUAUCUAUCUAUCUAUCUAUCUAUCUAUCUAUCUAUCUUGUUCUAAAAUAAAUAUAUUCUUCCUAUCGAAAUUACUUGCAUCUAUCUAUCUAUCUAUCUAUCUAUCUAUCUAUCUCAAUUUGUUCAUAUCUAUCUAUCUAUCUAUCUAUCUAUCUAUCUAUCUUGUUCUGUUGAGAUCUAUCUAUCUAUCUAUCUAUCUAUCUAUCUAUCUUAAAAUAAAUAUAUUCUUCCUAUCGAAAUUACUUGCAUCUAUCUAUCUAUCUAUCUAUCUAUCUAUCUAUCUAACUCAAUUUGUUCAUAUCUAUCUAUCUAUCUAUCUAUCUAUCUAUCUAUCUUGUUCUGUUGAGAUCUAUCUAUCUAUCUAUCUAUCUAUCUAUCUAUCUAUCUAUCUAUCUUGUUCUAAAAUAAAUAUAUUCUUCCUAUCGAAAUUACUUGCAUCUAUCUAUCUAUCUAUCUAUCUAUCUAUCUAUCUAUCUAUCUAUCUCAAUUUGUUCAUAUCUAUCUAUCUUGUUCUGUUCAUAUCUAUCUAUCUAUCUAUCUAUCUAUCUUGUUCUGUUAACAUCUAUCUAUUUAUCUAUCUAUCUAUCUAUCACUUAGAAAAUAAAUAUAUUCUUCCUAUCGAAAUUACUUGCAUCUAUCUAUCUAUCUAUCUAUCUAUCUAUCUAUCUAUCUAUCUAUCUGUCACUCUUUUCAUAUCUAUAUUGUUCUGUUUCUAUCUAUCUAUCUAUCUAUCUAUCUAUCUAUCGAAGACAGUUUGGAAAUGGAACAUGUCAAUAAAGAAAGAAAAGGGUACGUAUAGCAAAAUAGUCACUCUACCUUCGUAUUUCUAUCAUUUUUUUUUUGUUUUUGCGUCUUGUCUAUUUCCGUCUUCCUGUUUUUGGAACAAGUUUACGGGCGCAAAUCCAGUAGACAAAAUUGAAACUCUCUAUUUAUUAUGCGGUGGCAUGUGUUGA